AUGUUCCAGCCCGAGCCCGCGGCGUACAUCCAGGUGUCAACCGGGUACGCCAUCCCGCACAGCGUGUCCGAUUACACGUUCGAGGAAACGCCAUUGCGCCUGAACGACGGGCGAGGUUCCGGUGCGCUGGGAACAGGCCCCAGUGGUGCAAAUGCCCUGCUCUACGCGCCGAUGCUCAGUGCUCCUGCCGGUAAUCGUGUGCAAGUCGGCCCCGCACCUUCUUCACCCGGCUCCUUCAACUUCAACCCCACCUCACUAUCCGCCGCACCCUCGACAGUGCCCGCACCCUCUCACCAGCCAGCCCCAUUGCCCAUCCUGCUCAAGAUGGAAUCAAGCGCAGACGAGCUUGUCGCCCAGGAGGCGGCUGCAAGGGAAUACCAGCCGCAGCUUGAGGGACCGCUUGUCGGCAAGAAAACGCCGAGCACAGCAAUCACCGAAGAAUAUGCCAAGGCGGACCCGAUUUAUGUCCAGAAGACAAUGAUGUUGCCCCAAACGUACACGCACUAUCGUCAAAUCCAAGGAGAUGGUAACUGUGGCUGGAGGGCAAUUGGAUUCGGCUAUUUCGAGACGCUGAUCAAGACUGGCAGCAAGGCCCGGGUUGAUGCUGAGAAGGAACGGAUGCAGGCUCUCAACGCCUACAUUGAGACCGCUGGGGGUGUGCCGGCCUAUGUGUUCCAGGACUUCGCUGACGAGACGUCGUCGCUCCUCGAGAAAAUGUCCGAGAUGAUUGGCAACCCGGAGCGGGCAGCCGAGGAACUUCUGGAGGCCUUCAACACGCCCGACGUCUCAAACUCGAUCAUGUACCACUUCAGGCUGAUGGCGAGCGCGUACCUUAAAGGCCAUCGUGCCACCUAUGGCGACUUUAUUAGCACCGGCACGGGUGUCGAUGGGUACUGCCAGGCAGUUCUCGAACGACACGGCGUCGAGAUCGACCAUCUCGGGCUUGAGCUCCUGGUGAACGUACUCCUCAAACCCAUUGACUUCGUUUUGGAAGUGGCCUAUCUCGAUCGGAGCCCGGGCUCCGAGGUCAACAUUUAUCGUUUCCCUAAGGAGGCAAACAGCCAGCUCGCCUCGGACCUAGGGCCCACCAUCCACCUCCUUUACCGUCCGGAUCACUACGACAUCCUUUAUCCGCCCGAACCUGUCUCCCUGCAGGUCCACCGCGUGACGAGCUUGUCGCAGAGCUACGAGAUCGCCAGCACUCCCGCGGCUCUGCACAGCUAUGCCCAACUCAACUUGCAGCCGCUAGCCUUUAUUCCUGGAUUCGAUGCCUCGCCUGCGGGACUGGCCCCCAUCCUCGACACCACCUCCGCGUCGCCACUCACUACAUACAGCCCGAGCCCGGUAUCUCCCUGGGUAUCAGCACCGUUUCCCGACCCGGCCCUUCAGGCGACCUCGGCAUCGAUGGCGAUUCCUCCGCCCGCACCGCCGCUGCAACCACAGACGCACCCUCUGCGAUUUAGUGAAUAUUGUCAACUGCCAGAGUAUGUCGAGAACAACACAAGGAGGGAGCCGACGUUCCAGACGGCGACCUUCAAGAACAGCCACUUCAAUGUGGCCCACUACAAUAACCCUAAUUUCCAGCCAGAGGAGUACAAGCCCGAAGCUGAUGAUCACGACUCACCGCCGCGGGGCGGCGGACGGAAGAGGGGUAGCGUGUAA
Messenger RNA from Canariomyces notabilis, 1662 nucleotides. RefSeq names its product cysteine proteinase. Lineage: Eukaryota; Fungi; Ascomycota; Sordariomycetes; Sordariales; Chaetomiaceae. Gene Ontology annotation, biological process: protein K48-linked deubiquitination. The coding region runs from base 1 to 1662 and encodes 553 amino acids. The transcript is spliced from 4 exons. Gene Ontology annotation, cellular component: nucleus. Gene Ontology annotation, molecular function: cysteine-type deubiquitinase activity; ubiquitin binding. The record is from RefSeq and is a predicted model, not a curated record.